Exophiala dermatitidis NIH/UT8656 is the source of this 1395-nucleotide messenger RNA. RefSeq lists its product as uncharacterized. The transcript has 5 exons. The coding region runs from base 1 to 1395 and encodes 464 amino acids. Gene Ontology annotation, biological process: transmembrane transport. The record is from RefSeq and is a predicted model, not a curated record. NCBI's taxonomy places the organism in Eukaryota, Fungi, Ascomycota, Eurotiomycetes, Chaetothyriales, Herpotrichiellaceae. Gene Ontology annotation, molecular function: transmembrane transporter activity. Gene Ontology annotation, cellular component: membrane.
AUGGAAUUGCAAUCCCGACGUUCAGACACACGCAGCCAGAGCAACGACCACGGCCACGGCCACGGCCAUGAAUCGGAUCAUGAGCCGCACGAAGGACCUGAGACUCAGAGCCAGAAGCUCGACCGGCGGUCCAUCCUGAAACUGGUCUGCGCCGGCUUCUCAUUCUUCCUCGCCGGCACCAACGAUGGCACAACUGGCCCGCUGCUACCGUACAUGUUGCACGAGUACAACAUAAGUACAGGAUUGGUGACUGUCAUAUACGUAGCCACCUUCGCCGGCUGGUUCCUGUCCGCAUUGACAAACACGCACUUGACGACGACUCUCCGUCUAUCUCUGGGCGCAACGCUUCUUCUGGGGGCUGGAUUGCAAUUACUUUCCCAACUCCUGCGAUUCUGGAACCCCCCGUUCGGUUUGUUCGUUGUGACUUUUUUCCUAACGGCGCUGGGCCAGGCGUACCAGGACAGUUACUCCAACACGUACGUUGCGACUGUGCCCGGGGCGCACCGAUGGUUGGGCUUCAUUCAUGCCAUGUACAUGCUUGGCUGUCUCACUGGUCCUUUUAUAGCCACUCCGCUCGCCAGCCAUACGCGUUGGCACUAUACUUAUGCCGCCGAGGCCGGGCUGGGGGUGGUGAAUCUGGCCUUCGUGGCAGGCGCCUUUGGGUCGGAGAUGUUUGCCGACAGCAAACGAAAGAGAAAGACCGCCUUUGAAACUGCGAGAGAUGGCAAUGCUCCUCAAGGUGAUGAAAUUGUUGCUUCCCUCGAAAGCCAGCAGGAUUCCGCCCCCGGAUCCCGGAAUGUCCAGGCUCUCAAUGAGAUCCGCCAGACUUUGAAACUACGAGCAGUCUGGCUGGUGAGCUUGUUUUUCUUUUUCUUCCUCGGCGCUGUCAUCACGGCCGGAGGCUGGGUCGUCGAAUACCUCGUCCGCGUCCGAAAAGGCGGCCUAUCCAGCAUGGGCUACGCGCCCACGGGCUUUUACGGCGGCGGCUUCCUGGGCCGCCUAUUACUCGCGGAGCCGACCCACCGAUUCGGCGACCGACGCAUGGUCUUUGGAUAUAUCGUCGCCUGUAUCGCCUUACAGGUCAUGUUCUGGACCAUUCCGAACAUCGUGGCCGGCGUCGUCCUGUACUCUGCACUCGGGUUUUUUUCCGGCCCCUUUUUUGUGAGUGGCAUCUCCGUAGCAUCCAAACUAUGUCCCAAAUCCGUGCAAACGACCGCUCUAGGCUUCAUCUUCGUCCUAGCCCAAGCUGGCGGCAGUCUCUUCCCCACACUCACGGGCCUGGUCGCCGCCCACGCCGGCGUCAAGGUUCUGCAACCUAUCCUCGUGGCCUUGUUUGUUGGCACCGGUGUCAGUUGGUGGUUGGUCCCGAAAGUGGACAAGGUGAGAGACGUGUAA